Molecule: messenger RNA, 1251 nt
Organism: Coniosporium apollinis CBS 100218
Lineage: Eukaryota; Fungi; Ascomycota; Dothideomycetes
Exons: 5
Coding region: 1-1251 (416 amino acids)
Biological process (GO): vesicle fusion; exocytosis
Cellular component (GO): plasma membrane; SNARE complex
Molecular function (GO): SNAP receptor activity; syntaxin binding
Source: RefSeq, a predicted model, not a curated record
AUGAAGAAAUUCGGCUUUAGCAAAAAAGGCAGCGAGGCCACCGACGACGACACCUCGACCCGCAACGCCCUCUUCGGAAGCAGGUCAAAGAGCAAAGACACCAAAGCAGCACCGGCUUCCAGCAAUCCUUACGCCCAACCACAAGCAGGCCCAGACCCGUAUGCCCAGAAGGCGCCGCAAGAUUACCGACAGACAUCCAGCCCAGCUCCUCCCCCCUACAAUAGCAACAACGGGGGAAUGGACCCCUAUAGGAGAGACAAGAGCCCCGUCCCGCCCGGCGGCUACAGCGCCGGAGGAACUUCGCAGGCGGCAUACGGGCAGAACAGAUACGGGUCACCCGCGAGCGCAGCAUCAGCGACAGCCCGGCCGGGAGGUUACGGAGGGUUUGCGCGGGCCGACUCGCAGGACACCAUGUCGACGGACGCGGGGAGACAGGAGUUGUUUGGUGGUGCGCAGCAACGAGUACAGCAACGGGAGGAUCAGGGCGGGAGCACGUACGGUGCUGGUGGUGAGGGCCAGGGCUAUGGCGGGUAUGGCGAUCGACAGCUCACGGCAGAGGAAGAGGAGGAGGAAGACGUGCAGGCUACGAAACAGCAAAUCAAGUUCAUCAAGCAGCAGGAUGUGGCGUCUACGAGGAACGCGCUGCGGUUGGCUGAGGAGGCUGAGGCGUCGGGAAGAGAUACUCUAUCCAGACUGGGCGCCCAAGGCGAACGAAUCCACAACACCGAGUUGAACCUAGACAAAGCCGCGAACCAGAACCGCAUCGCCGAAGAAAAAGCCCGCGAGCUCAAGCACCUGAACCGCAGCAUGUGGGCCAUGCACGUCGGGAACCCCUUCACAAAAGCCUCGCGCAAAGAAGCCCGCGACCAGGGCAUCAUGGACACGCACCGCCGCGAACGCGAACAACGCGACGCCACCCGCGCCGCCGCCUACGCGUCCUCGUCGCGGCAGCAGGAGACGGGCAAAGACCUACGAGAAGGGCCAGGCGCCGCGCCGCCUUCAAAGGCGUCGUUGGCGGAGCGCGCCAAAUACCAGUUCGAAGCCGACAGCGACGACGACGAGAUGGAGAACGAGAUCGACAGCAACCUCGACCAGCUGCACGGCGCGGCGAAGCGGCUCAACAACCUCGGCCGAGCCAUGGGCACGGAGAUUGACGCGCAGAACAAGACGAUUGCCCGUGUGACGGAGAAGACGGAUCGGGUUGACGACCAGAUCGUCAUGAAUCGUGCGCGGUUGGAUAGGAUCCAUUAG